AGUUACCUUCUUACGUUGCAGGAGCGCACUAUGCCGCUGGCGCCCCCAAUUCUGGUUACGUGUACAGCCGAGAAGCGGACGCAUGGCUGCGCCUGCACAUGGUGCCCGCCAGAUGGUCGGACGCGGGCAUGCGCUGCCUCCUCGAAGGUGGCGUUCUAGCUUCUCCCACGACCAAUGCCAUGGCCCAGGUGAUGGCGGCCAUUAUGGAUGACCAUAAGCUGACUCGCAGCGUGUUCACCGGGAUCAACUCUAUCUUAGUCAGGGAAAACUUCACGUCUCUUGAAGGAGUGCCGUUGUCAUCUAUCCCGGUUGGCUGGGCCGCCGGUCAGCCGGACAACGACAAUGCGGACGAGGACUGCGUGGCGCUGACGGGCGGGGCCAAGAUGGAGGACGUUAGCUGCGAGAGUGUGCUGCCAUACUUCUGCAAGAAGGCCAGUAAGACCAUUAACUGUGGAGAUGGAGAACAUGGUAAGAGCAUCACUGAAACUUUUAUGUACUAA
Molecule: messenger RNA, 500 nt
Organism: Cydia splendana
Lineage: Eukaryota; Metazoa; Arthropoda; Insecta; Lepidoptera; Tortricidae
Product: collectin-10-like
Exons: 3
Coding region: 99-500 (133 amino acids)
Source: RefSeq, a predicted model, not a curated record